Molecule: messenger RNA, 1004 nt
Organism: Postia placenta MAD-698-R-SB12
Lineage: Eukaryota; Fungi; Basidiomycota; Agaricomycetes; Polyporales; Adustoporiaceae
Exons: 8
Coding region: 1-987 (328 amino acids)
Source: RefSeq, a predicted model, not a curated record
AUGGACCCUAUCACCGUCGCCUCUAUAUUCUGCGAGUCGCUAUUUUACGGUGUAUACUGCGUCGUAGUGCUUGCUGUGUUAUACAUUCUCUUCACCGCCAGAGACCUGCUUAUAUCACACAAGAUCCUUUUCUUGAUUUCGAUCACCACAUUCUUGCUCGCCACCGUCCAUAUUGUCCUGGCUUUAAUAACAGAUAUACAAGUCACACCUAGUAUACACUACACACAGGCUGAAGUAGCCAUUGCUCAAUUUGAGGGCCUCCUAGGCGACUCCGUCAUCAUAUGGAGGGUCUGGGUUGUGUGGAAAAGGAGUUUGUAUGUAGUUGCAUUACCUAUUGCGGCUACCAUCGCUGCAUUCGUUGUCGGAAUCUUAUCUGCCGCAUCCCUUACAUCUGGAACUACGCUUCGCGAAGUUCUACCCGUGCCUACGGGAAGUCUCGCGAUUGUCAACACCGCAUUGUGCACUGGACUAAUUGCUGGAAGGCUUGUAUAUCUGGAAUGGCGUAUGAACCAACUCAUGGGCUCGAGGUCCUACACGAGCGUGUCGUAUAGAAAAGUAAUCCUUGUUGUACUUGAGUCCGGCGCUGUAUUAGUUACCUCUAAUAUCAUUGCUAUGAUUCUCGAGAAGCUCGGAAACCCUGGCGAGCACGUAGUACUAAACAUCUUGUCACCUCUACUUGGCAUAGCUCCAACCCUCAUUGUUGUUCUCGCGCACCUGGACAUCGUCAUUGGAAACCACGCCAAUGAACGAUAUGCAGAAAGUAUCAGCAUCAGCUUCGCAGGACGUACCAUUGAUCGGACGUUUGAUACUGACCAUUCUGCGUCUACAAAGAAGGCUAAAGUCGUCACCACCAUCAGUAUUGUCCAGGAUCGGCGGUCCGACACUGGAGAAUACGAGAUGGACUACGAUAAUUCACGAAACGGGAGCCUUGGGGCCAUGCAUUUCAGCUCGCGCGGUGAAGCUGAAAGCAAAGUCUCGAUGGUUUGACCUACCCCGCCGUUCUU